AUGACUGAAAAAUCGUUUUGGAAACAAAUGGAAAACUUUCCAUAUACUCAAUUAACAUUAUUAUGUCUAUUAAGAUUAGGUGAACCAUUAGUAUUUACAUCAAUUUUUUCAUAUAUAUUUUUCAUGAUUAAAGAUUUUGGUAUAACAAAAGAUAUUUUGAAAAUUUCAACUUAUGCUGGAUAUUUAUCUUCAAGUUUUGCAAUUUUUCAAUUUUUAUUUUGUGUUCAACAUGCUCAAGCAUCAAAUAAAUAUGGUAGAAAACCUAUAUUAUUAUUUGGAGUAUUUGGAACUGGUAUAUCAAGUAUUUUAUUUGGUUUUAGUUCAAAUUUUUUAAUGGCUAUGAUUGCAAGAUCAUUGAUGGGUGCAUUAAAUGGUAAUAUUUCUGUAUUAAGAGUUGCAGUUGGUGAAAUUGCAGUGGAAAAAAAACAUCAAAAUAUUGCUUUUUCAAUAUUAGCUACUACUUGGAAUAUUGGAGCAGUUAUUGGCCCAUUAAUUGGAUCUUAUCAUUUAUUUACAAGACCCAAAAUUCAAAUUGAAAAUUAUAAUGAAUUCGUUAAUAAAUAUCCGUAUGCAAUGUCUAAUAUUGUUUUUGCUGGUUAUUUAUUUUUUAGUUUAAUUUUAGGCUUUUUAUUUUUAGAAGAACCUUCUGAAGAAUUUAAAGGUAGGAGAGAUUAUGGAUUAGAAUUGGGUAAUUGGAUUUUGAAAAAAUUAGGAUUUAAAAAAUCGAAAUCGAGAAAAGGAGAAGAUGAAGAACAAGCUGAUGAAGAAGAAAGAGAGGUUUUACUUUCGGCAAAUCAAGUAUAUUCUUCAUUAGAAGAAGAUGAAGAAGAAGUGAUUGAUAACACUUUAGUUUCUGCAAGAUAUGGAGAGGCGGCUAGAAGAAGAUAUUCAUCAGAACAAUUAGGUCCAGUAAUUUCAAAUAAUCAUGUUACUACAAAUGUUCCAGAAUCUUAUUUUACAAGAGAAGUAUUUACUGGACCAGUUAUUCAAUCUGUUAUAUCAAAUUUUUUAUUAUGUUUUCAUGCUGUUUUAUAUUCAGAAUUUUUACCAGUUUUAUUGGCAAGUCAAUUAAUUAAUUUAAAAUGGCCUUUUACAAUUGCAGGUGGAUAUGGGUGGAGUUCGGAAUCAAUUGGUAAAUUAUUAUCAAGUACUGGUAUAAUUGGUACUAUAGCAGUUAUAAUAUUAUUUCCAAUUUUAGAUCAUCAUUUAAAAACUGUUACAAUUUUAAGAUUAUCUUUUGUUUUAAUUCCAAUUGCAUAUGCACUGCUUCCCUACUUUUUAUUUUUCAAUCAAGAUUACGACGCGUCGAAUCCAUCGUGGUUAUCAGCUUUUUGUAUUUAUUUGGUUGCAUUAAUUUUAUCAACAGUUGUAUCAAUUAGUUUUUGUGUAUCCAUGAUAAUGGUUCAUAGAUCAUCAGCAAUUCCAUCACAUAGAGCAUUUAUAAAUGGUGCUGGUAUAAGUCUUAAUUCAUUAGCUCGUGGUAUAAGUCCUAUUUUAUUUGGUCAUUUCAUGACUUGGUGUAAUGAAAAUGAAAUUGGUGGUUUACCUUGGUUUGUAUUGGGAUUAAUUGCAUUGAUUUGUUUGAUACAAUCUUUUUUUAUGGAUGAAUACGAUGGUGUUUAG
Molecule: messenger RNA, 1623 nt
Organism: Lodderomyces pseudojiufengensis
Lineage: Eukaryota; Fungi; Ascomycota; Pichiomycetes; Serinales; Debaryomycetaceae
Exons: 1
Coding region: 1-1623 (540 amino acids)
Biological process (GO): transmembrane transport
Molecular function (GO): transmembrane transporter activity
Source: RefSeq, a predicted model, not a curated record